Messenger RNA from Saprolegnia diclina VS20, 1773 nucleotides. RefSeq lists its product as hypothetical. The record is from RefSeq and is a predicted model, not a curated record. The transcript has 5 exons. Bases 6 to 1748 code for a protein of 580 amino acids. Gene Ontology annotation, molecular function: ubiquitin-protein transferase activity. Lineage: Eukaryota; Oomycota; Saprolegniomycetes; Saprolegniales; Saprolegniaceae.
GCAGGAUGGACGGAACAACCGCGACAUGGAUCACGGUGGCCGCCGGCGCCUUCGUGCUCUUCUGGCUCUUUGUCACGUGCUUUGCGAUCUGGCGCGCCGCCAAGAACAGGGCGCAGCAGCCGCCGUGCUUGAGCCAAGCAGAGGCCGAGCUCCUCCGCAACGACCACCUCGGGAACCUCAACGGCAUGCGGCGCGGCGACAUGGAAGACCACGGCGCCGAGACGUCCAAGUGGUGCUGUGGCAUCUGUGGCUUCCACAACGCCGAAGAGAAGGAGGUUUGCGCGCUCUGCGAGACGUCGCGAGGCGUUGCGCUCGCAUCGUCCGUCAACAUGUCUGAGCGCACAAUUACGAUUGAGGUCGCCCAGCUCAACGCACUCCAGCACGCUGCGUGGACGCGCACGCUAUGGGCGCGCAGCGUCCCAACCGAAGCGGCGCCGACGAGCGUCUGGGUCCGAGACCCUGCGUCCACGUCGUCGUCGCUGGUGGCAAAUACGUUUUUCGCCUACGCGCCGCUGGACGGUGCGCUAAUGCUGACGUCACUGACGUCGGGAUCGACGCCGGCCACAACAUCCAUGGUGAGCGACCCGAUUCCCGACUGGUGGGCUGUCGCGGUGGCUCCGCUCGUUGCGCUGCCCUUCUCGCUGAAAUACGCGUGGAUGCUGGAGCAAAUCGAUGCGUCGUAUGCCGAGCGAAGCGGCUUUGUCGUUGCGCGAGACCAGCUCCUCGAGCAGUCGCUCGCCUUCUUGAUGCAGUUACCAGUGGACGAGCUCUGUCGCCGUACGCGCGUCACGAUGGCGGGCGAAGACGCGCUCGACGCUGGCGGCGUCCAGCGCGAGUGGUACACUGUCCUCUCACAAGCCAUUCUGUCGUCGACCCUCUUUGUGGCGACACACGACAAUGUGUACAUGCCACACCCGAACGCCACGUCAUCGGACGACUUGGACAAGCUGGAGGCCGUGGGGCGGCUGCUCGGGAAAGCCAUCAUCGACGGCCAGGUCCUGCCGAUGCGCCUCUGCGUGCCGCUCUUCAAGGCGCUGCUCGGCACACCCGUCUCGAUCCACGACGUCCGCUACGUGGACGAGACGACGUACAAGAGUCUCCGGUACAUCGAGUCGUCGGACGAUGUCGACGCCCUCGCUCUCGACUUUAGCGUGACAUCGAUCGACCAUACUGUCGUCGAUCUCAUUCCCAACGGACGUACCGUCGAGGUCACUACGAGCAACAAAGACAAGUAUGUGGACGCGAUGGUGCGCCAUUUGCUCUGUGGUCGGUGGUCGCAGCAAAUCGGACGCCUCGUCCGAGGCGUUUACACGGUGCUACCCCACGAGCUUUUGUCGGUUUUCGACUACAAGGAGCUGGAGCUCGUGCUCUGCGGCACGCCCGGCAUUGACCUCGACGACUGGCGCGCCCACACGAUCGUGUCGCGCUCGCUGCAGUGCUCGACAACUCUCGCGUGGUUCUGGGACGUUGUCGAGUUUGACAUGAGUGCGGCCGACCGCGCCAAGCUGUUGCACUUUACAACCGGCUCGUCACGCGUGCCACUGCAAGGCUUCAAGGGGCUCACGAGCUACGACGGCAAGCUCUGCCUCUUUACGCUCCAGGCGACAGCCUACAGCCACGGGUGCCUCCCCAAGGUGCACACGUGCUUCAACCGCAUCGAUCUGCCCUUGUACCCGAGCCGCGGCCUCGUGAAAAGUGCGCUCUUUAUGCUUCUCGGCGUCGAGUCGAUGGCGUUCACGCUCGAGUAGUUUCAUGUUGAGGGUUAAAUAUGCU